AUGCCCAAGGCCAAGGGGAAGACCAGGAGACAAAAAUUCGGUUACAAUGUUAACCGGAAGAGUCUGAACCGGAAUGCUUGACGGAAAGCAGCGCCACGGAUUGAGUGUUCCCACAUCCAACAUGCCUGGGACCACGCUAAAUCCGUGCGGCAGAACCUGGCCGAGAUGGGGUUGGCUAUGGACCCCAACAAGGCAGUACCCCUCCAAAAGAGAAAGGUGAAGGCCAUGGAGGUGGACAUAGAGGAGAGGCCUAAGGAGCUUGUGCGGAAGCCCUAUGUGCUCAAUGACCUAGAGGCAGAAGCCAGCCUCCCAGAAAAGAAAGGAAACACACUGUCUCGAGACCUUAUUGACUAUGUGCACUACAUGGUGGAGAAUAACGGGGAGGACAAGGCUAUGGCCCGGGACGAGAAGAAUUACUAUCAAGAUACCCCAAAACAGAUUCGGAAUAAGAUCAACUUCUAUAGGCGUUUUUACCCAGCAGAGUGGCAAACCUUCAUUGAAUCUUUGCAGAAGAAGAUGGAGAUUGAGUGAUUGGCUGAUACCUACCCUGGGGCUGAGGUCUCCUCCUGGACCAGAGAAGCUGGAAGCCAGGGUUUAAGGCAAGAAGGGGCAUGUGGCUAGAUGAGGCUGGUCAAAUCCCAUGGAAUCAAAAGGUUAUACACACAUGCAAAUAGACACACUCACAUUCCCUUCUCUGGGGAAGGAACUGUCUCCAAGAGGCUUCUGAGGGCCCUGAAAAAAGCCAGAACCUACUGUUUUCAGUGGGUGGUUUACAUACAGUCUGUACAUAAUAAAACAAGGCUAUUUUAUUUUUCUGAUGGUUAUGUGUUCCCCUCAUGGCCAGGUCCCAGGUUUGCCCCUGUGAAAAUCAACUCAGGGCAGAGAGCCCAUCUAACCCUUUAUGUGCUGCAUUCCCACA
Molecule: messenger RNA, 919 nt
Organism: Canis lupus familiaris (dog)
Lineage: Eukaryota; Metazoa; Chordata; Mammalia; Carnivora; Canidae
Product: nucleolar protein 16-like
Exons: 2
Biological process (GO): ribosomal large subunit biogenesis
Cellular component (GO): nucleolus
Source: RefSeq, a predicted model, not a curated record